Molecule: messenger RNA, 805 nt
Organism: Olea europaea var. sylvestris
Lineage: Eukaryota; Viridiplantae; Streptophyta; Magnoliopsida; Lamiales; Oleaceae
Product: autophagy-related protein 8a-like
Exons: 6
Coding region: 237-605 (122 amino acids)
Biological process (GO): cellular response to nitrogen starvation
Source: RefSeq, a predicted model, not a curated record
UCGAAAGGAUCCCUUGUUGACACAAAUCUCAACUAGUCGGUUUCGUGUAAGAAUCAAAAUUCCAAAUCCGUUUCCUUUUCAAAUUCUAAUCUGUUAAUAAUUCAUUCGUUCUACUCUCUCGACUUUGAUAGCCCAUUUAACCUGUAAUUCAUUACAAUCCAAUCACAGCAACAGCAAGCUUUCAAUUCCAUAGCCUCUUUUUCUUCUUUUGGAGAGAGCGAAAUUUGAGUCUUGCCAUGGCCAAUAAUUCAUACAAGAUUCAAAAUCGCUUGGAGAAGAGGAAGGCAGAAUCCACCCGCAUGAGAGAGAAGUAUCCUGAUAGAAUACCAGUUAUUGUUGAGAAGGCAGGUAGGAGUGAUGUUCCUGACAUUGAUAAAAAGAAAUAUCUCGUUCCUGCUGAUUUGUGCAUUGGCCAGUUUGUUUAUGUGGUCCGGAAGCGGAUCAAGCUCAGUGCUGAGAAGGCUAUUUUUGUCUUUGUCGACAACAUUCUGCCUCCCUCAGCUUCAUUGAUGUCGAAAAUUUACGAGGACCACAAGGAUGAAGACGGGUUUCUUUACAUGACUUAUAGUGGCGAGAACACAUUUGGAUCGUCAGAAAAUCAUUAACAAGCGAUUUCUUCCUUCAAUUUAGCAAUUUACAUUUGGUACAAAGUAGAUGGUGUUUUAUUUUGGAUGGUUAUUAUAUUUGACGUAGAUGAUUCUUUCAAGUUUCGAUUAGUUUAGAUUAGACUUUUUUGAGUAGAAUCUUGUGGCUGAUUCAAUGCUUUAGCUGUUUGGCCAUCCAAGAAUCAUCAACUUGGCUUUUU